AUGUUUAGAGCAAUCCCUACAGGAAAUAAAGUGCUUACUAAGAAAUGAAAUGAAAGAAAUGACGAACUCUUAGGCAAAAGGAUCAAAAAUAUCCGCCCUAUGAUCGAUAACACCUGCCCAAGCUCUUUUGGAGUUCAAAAAAAGUUAUAGAAAAUUCCUGGGGAUAGCGCGGAAUACGCUAUCCCCAGGACCAACCGGGAUCGGAUCCCACAUGGAACGAGGGUUCCAUGUGUGGAUCCAUUUUUGACACGUGAAAGUAAAUAUCUCACAUGUCAAAAAUGGAUCCACACAUGGAACCCCCGUUUCCAUGUGUGGAUCCGAUCCCGGUUGGUCCUGGGGAUAGCGUAUUCCGCGCUAUCCCCAGGAAUUUAGUAUAUCUAAAAGAGAAAAACUGAUUGAAGGUAAAAUCUAAAAAGAUCGAUACUCAGAAAUAGAAAAAGAUAAUAGGCAUCUGCUUGAAAGAAUGUCGCAAAUCAUGAAUAACCGAGCACAAUCUUGCAAACCAAAAACACAUUCUGUCAAAAGUUUAAAUUUAGAUUCAAGAAAAAGGUCUUUAAUAAACAUCACUUUAGAAAACCAAGCAAUGCUGAAAAGGCUAAGGAGCAAAAAAGCAGUUUAUAGUGUGAAAAAAUGAGAAGCAGAAAGGAAAAAUAACGAAAACAUUUUGAAUGUGAUUUGUGAGUUUCCAUAUAAAUUGGGCAAUAAUUUGAGGAUGAGAAAAACUAUAUCAGAAACAAGCUUCAAAAAAGUAAGACAGCGCGGAUCAAUUGAUAGUAAUAUAGAGAAGCCUACUACAUUACAAGAUCUCUUGUUUAAAAAAAGUGUUAUGAUUUCUGGGCGGAGCUUCAUGCUCGAAAUUAUGAGAGGAAACACGUAAAAAUUAUUUAGUCAUAUACAAAUUUUUGUAAUUGAUGGAGAAAACCAAAGAUGUUUUAAUUUAGAAAUGUCAAUUAAAGAAGUACAUAAGCUAAUCAAAGGAGAAAAUUAUGAAGAUUUAGUGAAAAUGCUGAUGCUAGAAAAUGAUGAACUUGUAUUAGUCAAAUAUGAAGCGAAAAAUAAAGACGAGAGAUCUCCAAAUAUUUCCUGUCCUGAUAUAUAA
This is a messenger RNA of Blepharisma stoltei, 1099 nucleotides long. The record is from the annotation of a GenBank genome assembly. Lineage: Eukaryota; Ciliophora; Heterotrichea; Heterotrichida; Blepharismidae.